AAAAAUCUGUGAAAAAUUGGGCUAUGGAAUCUUCAGGGGAAUCCCGUGACGUAUUAUGUCACAUGAUCAAUUAAAGAUGGAGGAAAAUCAAUGAAACAAGAACCGUAAGAAACAGGUUUUUCUAGACUGGUUUCCUUGGAGAAAUUGUUGCAGAAGGGAUCUUAAUUUAUCAGUAUGGAUCCUAACUCACACCGGCGAAUGUCGGCAUCAGGCCAAUCACUCUAUGCAGUAUUAGGAAUAGACAAAUCAGCCGAUCAAACAGAAGUUAAAAAAACAUACAGAAAACUAGCAUUAAAAUAUCAUCCAGACAAAAAUCCAGACCAGGAAGCAAAAGAAAAAUUCCAAGAGAUCAACCAUGCACAUGCUGUCUUGAGUGAUACAACUAAGAGAGGUAUAUAUGACAGAUAUGGUUCUCUGGGACUCUAUGUUGCUGAGCAAUUUGGAGAGGAGAAUGUCAAUACUUACUUUGUCCUAACUAGCGGCUGGUGUAAGGGCUUGUUCAUAUUCUGUGGCAUUAUAACUGGUUGCUACUGUUGUUGCUGUCUCUGUUGUUGCUGCAACUUCUGUUGUGGCAAGUGCAAGCCACGCCCUCCUGAUGAGGAUGGAGCAUAUGCCAAUCUACAUGAGGAAUUUAGCAGUCCUGAAACAUCAGAGGGAGAUGGUCCUGGGAGUCCAGUUACUAGUCAGCCAAAGAGUACUACCAUUCCAAUGCCCCCUCCCUCUGAUCCUACAGCUGAGAGACAAAACAUAGACACAAAAGGACAGCCGAACUAUGGGGCAGGAACUGGAGACCCUCUUACCACCCAACCUUAAUGAAAAUAAAUUGUAAUGGAAGUUUUCCACAUGUAUGUUGAUUCAAGCAUAAACUCAUGUUGGCUUGACUCAAUAGAAUGUGUUCAUUUUAUAGCUAAGUAAUAUUGUGGUAGACAUUCUACCUGGCCAAUACAUGCAAUAUAUUACACUUCAACUGCAUGUAAAUUUACAGUUCUUACUAGGCUAACAUUUGGCUUUGGGGAUACUUAUACUUAAUUAUCAAAUAUUUGUCAAAUUGGCAUGUAUAAAGUGUAUGCAUGUAAUAAGUGAAUUGUAAAACCGGUCUAAUCCAAGCAUCAAUGGGACCAGCAGAA
Owenia fusiformis is the source of this 1127-nucleotide messenger RNA. The record is from the annotation of a GenBank genome assembly. Lineage: Eukaryota; Metazoa; Annelida; Polychaeta; Sabellida; Oweniidae.